Molecule: messenger RNA, 980 nt
Organism: Dromaius novaehollandiae (emu)
Lineage: Eukaryota; Metazoa; Chordata; Aves; Casuariiformes; Dromaiidae
Product: loricrin-like
Exons: 2
Coding region: 88-750 (220 amino acids)
Source: RefSeq, a predicted model, not a curated record
UCCUUAGUGUGUCUCACUUCCCAUAUAUGCUAGGCACCAUAUAAAAGUUCCUGUGUAUUAAACCUCCUCAUUCACUCAGUCUUCUAAAUGUGUUUCCAGUGGCUGAGGAAGAUAUUCCGCUGGCUAAGAGGGAGGUGUCCUCGCCGGAACAGAGGCUACAGCCAUGAGAUCUCAUCGCAUCAUGGAGGAGGCUACGGCAGCAGUGGGGGUGUGCCAAGCCUCCGGGGACACGGCUCCUUCUUCUGUGGUGGGGAUGGCUCGGUCGUCUACAGCGGGGGAAUUUCGCCCUCCCACUCCAUGGCGGCGUCUUCCACCUGCAGCGUUGGAGGGGGAUACAGAUGCGGCGGUGGCGGAUCUGUUGUAAUAGCCAGCGGGGACAGGGGGGAGGCAUCUGCAUGGGGCACUGCAAGGGGGUCUGUGCUGGACGCAGGGGGAGGGCCAAGAUACAGCAUUGAGGACUCAGGCAAUAUUGUCAGCUCAGGGGGUGGUGGAGGAUCCAGCUGCUACAGUGGGAGAUUGGGCUACAACAGGACAGGAGGCUCCAGCUACUGGGGUGAUGCAUCAUCAAGAGACAAGUCUAUAAUAACAGCUGGGGGCAGCAGUGGAUCAGGGUACUGUCGUGGCCCAGAGAUGAGCUCUGGAGGCAGUGGGUCCUCCCACUCCGUGCAGCAGAAAUGCCCCGUGGUCAUUCCUGACAUCAAGUCCCAUCACACCAAGCAGGAUUGCCACUGGCCCGCCAGCCAGAAGUGACCGACCCAGAAGCUCGCUUGUGCUCAGGCAGAAGUGCCCUGGGUGUGCCACAUCACAGCUUUUCUCCAGCCUUGUCAUUAUCGUUCAGGAGCUUUGCAUUCCCCGUGCCGGGCUGCGCUUGCAAUGCCGCUGUGAGCUCUGCUCGCUUUGGUGCUGGGAAGAGGUUGCUCCCUCCAUCUCCUUUUGCACAUGGCAUGGGAAAUAAAACCUUACUGUCUGUUGGAACUUCA